UACACUACAUGACCUUUGAACAUAAAAUAAUAGACCUCUUUUCUAGUGAGUGUCUGUAUAGUAUCAGGUGUGUAGAAUGGAAUAAGUGGGUGUGUGUCAUCAGGUGACUGUACAUCACUGCUGAGGCAACCACUCGGGCAACCAUGGUUAAAAAAGAAGAUAAAAGUUCAGGAUCAAAUACAAUGAAAGAUAGGAAACCUGCAAAGGAAAGUUAUUUAAGAAAAUGCUGUUCAUUGAGUUCAUUGUUUCGUUUUCUUAGCAUAAUCACAUUUCAAUAUAUUCACUCAGAUUUAAGCAGCAGCAGCAGCUGCAUAAAGUGUUUGCAAAUUGUAUAUACCAUCAUAUUUACAGGGUUAUUGGGGUUAGCAGUCAAUAUCUCUCCUUUAGCUGUGUUCCUUUAUGACUGGAUAGCAUGUCCAAUGGAAUAUUAUGAUAUGUGUUUUAUAUUUGAGUUUCACAGUGAUGAUCCUAACAAUACCAAAGUACCAGUAAUAGUUAUGAGGAGCAAUGAAGGUGAUUAUAUUAAUUAUACAGUCACACGCCAAGCAGUCCAGCCAUUUGAUGAUCUUGCCAAAUUCACCUUUCUCUUUAUUUUGGUCUCUGGUGCUCUAUCAUAUGCUAUCUUCUGCUUUCCACUAAUUCAUCAUUACAUUUGCUGUAAAGAUAAAAAGUUAUUCCAUCCAUUUCAUGAUAGUACUAAGAGCACUACUGAUGAUACUGAUCCUCAUAUUACCACUUAAUUAGAAGGAAAAGAGUGUAUAUACUUCUAUGUGUUUCUCACAGCAAAUCUCCUCUUUUUGCUUGCUACAUGGCUUCUCUUCCUUUGCUUACAGUAUACUAAAGAGGUUAGGCCUCCUUCCAAGGAAAAGAAUAACACAAUUUCAUAUCCAUGGUUUGAAGGUGUUACUGUGUUCAUAUUCUUUUAUUCACACUGGUGUAGUGUUAUCAGUUGCUUUAUAUUUGCCAAAAUAAUGUACGGGAUUCAGAAUAAAAUUAAAGCAGCAAAGUCUACAGGCAAUUUAGAAAUACUAAUAGAACAAGAUGAUGAUAAAUUUAUUAAACGUGCAACAAAAACUCUUGAUUAUUUCCAGUUCUGGUUCUUCAUUCAUUGGGUGUUCUACAUCGUCACUUCAUUUCUAAUGAUUGCUCUCUCCAUUGAAGCUAUUCUACUACACAUCAGAGCAACACAAGCUCACAAUCAACCUGGAGUCCAUUUUAGUGAUGGACAGAUGUGUCUACUUGUCCUUCUUUCCAUUUCAAAUGUUUUUAUGUUUAUCUAUCCUUGUA
Molecule: messenger RNA, 1287 nt
Organism: Amphimedon queenslandica
Lineage: Eukaryota; Metazoa; Porifera; Demospongiae; Haplosclerida; Niphatidae
Exons: 2
Coding region: 144-740 (198 amino acids)
Source: RefSeq, a predicted model, not a curated record